Entelurus aequoreus (snake pipefish) is the source of this 3135-nucleotide messenger RNA. RefSeq lists its product as uncharacterized. Lineage: Eukaryota; Metazoa; Chordata; Actinopteri; Syngnathiformes; Syngnathidae. Bases 2206 to 2835 code for a protein of 209 amino acids. The record is from RefSeq and is a predicted model, not a curated record. The transcript is spliced from 4 exons.
AAGAAGCAAGGAAUUAAAACAGACAAUUAAAUUUGGCUCAAUUUGAGGAAAGACGCCUGGGCUGUACUCUUGUACAGUCUCCACUACGCUCUGGCGAAAGAUUGUCUCACCACGCUCUGGCGAAAGAUUGUACGCCACCUCUUUUAUUUGGACUUUCUCUGAUUACAUGGCAACAGCUGUUUCUAAGGGACGUGGGUCGUAAACAGCAAUCACCUUUGGUUACAACAGUUCAAAGAAAAGGUCGUGAAACAGUUCAAACAAGCAGUGCCUGGAGGGGAGUCAGGCCCUGCUUCCUCUCCGCUGUGUAGUUCUUGGGUCAAACAAUAUCUUUCUGUUGAUUGCAAUACAUGAAAGAAACAGAACACCUUCAUGUUGCUUCCCAUCCUACACAGUGGAGUUUUACAAGCCUUUUGAUUGGUAGGAUUAAAGACAGCUUUUGUCCUCUCGCCGGGAACUCAAUGUAAAACAAAGUUUUGUGAUAACUUAGAUACAAUUAUUCUAACACUCAUAGUUAAUAUUGAAAAUCCCACGUAAACGAGGAGCGACGUUCAUAUGUUGUUAAUAUUAAGUGUUUUAAUGUUCAUAGUUAAUAUUGUAAAUCCCAAGUAAAAGGGGAGCGACGUUCAUAUGUUGUUAAUAUUCAGUGUUUUAUUGUUCAUAGUUUUAAUAUUGUAAAUGCCAUGUAAAAGAGGAGUGACGUUCAUAUGUUGUUAAUAUUCAGUGUUUUAUUGUUCAUAGUUAAUAUUGUAAAUCCCACGUAAAGGGGGAGCGACGUUCAUAUGUUGUUAAUAUUCAGUGUUUUAUUGUUCAUAGAUUUAAUAUCGUAAAUACCAUGUAAAAGAGGAGCGACGUUCAUAUGUUGUUAAUAUUCAGUGUUUUAUUGUUCAUAGUUAAUAUUGAAAAUCCCACGUAAAAGAGGAGCGACGUUCAUAUGUUGUUAAUAUUUAGUGUUUUAUUGUUCAUUUGUUCAUAGUUUUAAUAAUGUAAUUCUCACAUAAUAGAGAAGCGACGUUCAUAUGUUGUAAUAUUCAUUGUUUUAUUGUUCAUAGUUAAUAUUGUAAAUCCCACGUAAAAGAGGAGCGACGUUCAAUUGUUAAUAUUUAGUUUGAUUUUUUAUAGUUAAUGUUGAAAAUCCCACGUAAAAGAGGAGCGACGUUCAUAUGUUGUUAAUAUUCAGUGUUUUAUUGUUCAUAGUUAAUAUUGUAAAUCCCAAGUAAAAGGGGAGCGACGUUCAUAUGUUGUUAAUAUUCAGUGUUUUAUUGUUCAUAGUUAAUAUUGUAAAUCCCACGUAAAAGAGGAACAACGUUCAUGUUGUUAAUAUUCAGUGUUUUAUUGUUCAUAGUUAAUAUUGUAAAUCCCACGUAAAAGAGGAGCGACGUUCAUAUGUUGUUAAUAUUCAGCGUUUUAUUGUUCAUUGUUAAUAUUGUAAAUCCCACAUAAAAGAGGAACGACGUUCAUUUGUUGUUAACAUUCAGCGUUUUAUUGUUCAUAGUUAAUAUUGUAAAUCCCACGUAAAAGAGGAGCGACGUUCAUAUGUUGUUAAUCAGCCUUUUAUUGUUCAUAGUUAAUAUUGUAAAUCCCACGUAAAAGGGGAGUGACGUUCAUAUGUUGUUAAUAUUCAGUGUUUUAUUGUUCAUAGUUAAUAUUGUAAAUCCCACUUAAAAGAGGAGCGACGUUCAUAUGUUGUUAAUAUUCAGUGUUUUAUUGUUGGUAGUUAAUAUUGUAAAUCCCACUUUCUUUAUUUUCAUGUACAUUUUGGGUGUCCCGUUCAGUAAAAAACUGUAAAAUUCCAUUCCUUUUUUUUGAGGUGGACAUUGUGACUUUUGGUAUUAGUGUUCCUGGAAAAAAAGGGACCCAAACACAUACUGGACAGCAGAUUUUUAUAGCUAUGUGUACAUAUCAUUUAUACACACGUACACAUUGGCCCCCCCAGACACAUGUUAUUCCCUCAAUGUGUCCCCUGAGUUAAAAUAUGUGUCUAGCUCUGUACUAUAUAGUGUUUGCAAACCUCCCAUUAAUUGCAACUGACCAUGGAGUCAAUAGUGCGUCAGUAAUCCGGGACUGCAGAUAACAUUUUGUCCCUUUUGCGUUGCAGUUCACCACCGGCGUGGCUAACUGAGCUCACCUUGUUUGUUUUGGCAGCACAUUUCCAUAGUUACCAGGGCUUUACUGGGCUGGAAAGCUCACUAGGUGGUGCGUGUGCCGAUGUCUGCGUGUUUUGGUAAAACCCAGGAGGCCGAAAUGUCUGCCAAAAUGAUCAAAAGGGGAAAGCGGCAUUAUUCUCCCAAGGGCAACGACGCCAAAUGGUUUCCUCACCCAGAUGUGCCGCAGACCGAGGGCAGGAAUCGCGAGCUGUCCACCAGCACCGGGCUCAUGCUGACCCAAGUGACCGACUCGCUGCCACAGGCCUUCGACUUCGAACGCUUUCCGAAAGUGCGGAUCGAGCACAAAACCAGGACAUAUCCAGUGUCAGACAUCAACAACAGGCUUUCCCUCCACGACAAUAUCAUCGUUUUCGACGACGGCGCGGGACGCAGAAAGUGCCCGCAGGACGCCAGCAUGCACAGAUCUCACUUCUGCCUGUGCCACGACGGCCGCAAAGGCAGCGUCAAAGUGGGCGACUCCAUCUACCGGGCCGACUACGCCACGCAGCCGACCGUGGAGGAUACCACCGCCACCAGGCGCUUCCCGCGUGACCACAAGACGAAGUGCGAGAAGACGGCUACGGCGCCGGGGGAAGGGGACUUCAUGUGGUUUGGGAAACAUAACCGUGACGAAGAGAUCAGCAUGGAAGUGCUGGGCUUCGCCAACCUUAAAACAUCCAUCCGGCCGUAGGAUUCCCAUUUAAAGUAGCUUAAUAAUAAAUAAAAGACCUAAUGCAAAAUAUAUUGUCUGCAGUUCUGUGCAAAAACAAAUUAUUGUAGACAACUAAAUGAGGCAAUUCCUGAAGGAACUGGACGUUGAGUGGGUCUAGCAUAAUAUUGUGAAAGUCCAGUCCAUAGUGGAUCUAACAUAAUAGUGAGAGUACAGUCCAUAGUGGAUCUAACAUAAUAGUGAGAGUCCAGUCCAUAGUGGAUCUAACAUAAUAGUGAGAGUCCAGUCCAUAGUGGAUCUAACAUAAUAGUGAGAGUACAG